Messenger RNA from Nothoprocta perdicaria, 1554 nucleotides. RefSeq names its product ubiquitin C-terminal hydrolase L5 (gene UCHL5). Gene Ontology annotation, molecular function: cysteine-type deubiquitinase activity; proteasome binding. Lineage: Eukaryota; Metazoa; Chordata; Aves; Tinamiformes; Tinamidae. The coding region runs from base 25 to 984 and encodes 319 amino acids. Gene Ontology annotation, biological process: protein deubiquitination; ubiquitin-dependent protein catabolic process. Gene Ontology annotation, cellular component: cytoplasm; Ino80 complex. The transcript is spliced from 11 exons. The record is from RefSeq and is a predicted model, not a curated record.
GGGCGGGGGGNCGAGUGGUGCCUCAUGGAGAGCGACCCCGGCGUCUUCACCGAGCUCAUCAAGGGCUUCGGUUGCAGAGGAGCGCAGGUUGAAGAAAUAUGGAGUUUGGAGCCAGAGAACUUUGAAAAAUUGAAACCAGUACAUGGGUUGAUUUUCCUCUUCAAAUGGCAGCCUGGAGAAGAACCAGCAGGUUCUGUUGUUCAGGAUUCAAGGCUGGACACAUUGUUUUUUGCUAAACAGGUAAUAAAUAACGCUUGUGCUACUCAAGCCAUAGUAAGUGUGCUAUUAAAUUGUGCUCAUCAAGAUAUCCAUCUAGGAGAGACUCUGUCGGAAUUUAAAGAAUUUUCCCAAAGUUUUGAUGCUGCGAUGAAAGGUUUAGCACUAAGCAACUCAGAGGUAAUCCGGCAAGUUCACAACAGUUUUGCCAGGCAGCAGAUGUUUGAGUUUGAUGCAAAGUCUUCAGCAAAAGAAGAAGAUGCCUUUCACUUUGUAAGCUAUGUUCCUGUUAACGGGCGACUGUAUGAACUAGAUGGAUUAAGGGAAGGACCGAUUGAUUUAGGUUCAUGCAAUCAAGAUGACUGGAUAAGCGCAGUGCGGCCUGUCAUAGAGAAACGCAUACAAAAGUACAGUGAAGGGGAGAUAAGGUUUAACUUGAUGGCCAUUGUGUCUGAUAGAAAAAUGAUAUAUGAGCAGAGGAUUGCAGAGUUACAGCGGCAACUUGCAGAGGAGGAACCUAUGGACACAGACCAGAGCAGUAAUAUGUUAAGUUCUAUACAGUCAGAAGUUGCAAAAUACCAGAUGCUAAUUGAAGAAGAGAACCAAAAAUUGAAAAGAUACAAGAUUGAAAAUAUUAGAAGAAAACAUAACUAUCUGCCUUUCAUCAUGGAAUUAUUAAAGACUUUAGCAGAACACCAACAGUUAAUACCAUUAGUAGAAAAAGCAAAAGAAAAACAGAAUGCCAAGAAAGUUCAGGAGGCCAAGUGAAGAUUACUUUGAAAAAGGCRUACGGCUGUGUGCUUCUGAAACUCUUUACAUGACAGCAAAUAAAACUUUUCAUAAACUUUAAACUUUGUCCAGCGCACGUUUAACAGUUGUAACAGUUUGUCUUGUACUGUGUGCACGGGUCUAAAUUUUUUUUUCUUCCCUUGCAUCAUGUGCAUGUAGUACUACUAAGUAAUGUCUAGGGUCUCUUGAUCAAAUUCAGUAUUUACGUCUGUUGGAUUUAGAAAAGUUUGAGAAAUGGAUCUGAACAUGUACUUCCAUCCUCUUCCUGAGGAAAUUGUUGAAACAUUUUGUCCCACUCAAAUAUAUGAUGAUGAUGCAGAAAAUGACAUAAUUUCAAUAUAUGCAUGAGCUUUCUUUGCUCAUUUUUCUUAACAAUUAUACUGUCUGACUGUUCAGUGACAUGCCACCCUGUGUCUUUAUUUUAUGAAGUUUGUUUCUAAUUUUUUUACGGAGCUGAAAAGUAUGAAUUUAGCUGUAGAACAUCUGCAAAGACCGAUGUAUAAUCUCAAAGAUCUGCAUUUCUUUAGUAGAAAAGAUAAUAAAUAUUCC